Messenger RNA from Pogona vitticeps (central bearded dragon), 3163 nucleotides. RefSeq names its product FKBP prolyl isomerase 9 (gene FKBP9). Gene Ontology annotation, cellular component: endoplasmic reticulum. The record is from RefSeq and is a predicted model, not a curated record. Gene Ontology annotation, molecular function: peptidyl-prolyl cis-trans isomerase activity; calcium ion binding. NCBI's taxonomy places the organism in Eukaryota, Metazoa, Chordata, Lepidosauria, Squamata, Agamidae.
GAACCCGCCGGCCUCAGGCAGCGGUCCCUCCUCCUUGCAACUCUGAGGGAAGCUCGGCCUCGCCCCCUCCCCUCCCGGCCGGGCUCCUCCCCAUUCCAAGCAGAGACGGGAGGGUGGGAUUCGUUCGGGGCGGCCCCUUUCCGCCGCGCUCCACCCUCUCUCCACGUUUGCAGCUUUGGAAAGCCGGGAUUUCUGAGGAGAACCCCUUGACCUCUCCCUCCGCUUCUUCUUUCUGGCCGCACUCGCCCAGUCUUGCUGGCUAUGGAAAGGCCAGGAAUGCCGGCCGGCCGGAGGAGGCAGCGCCGUCGGUGCUGCUCGCCGCUCUUGCUCGCCUUGCUGGUGAGCUGCGUGGCUUGCCAAGCUCCGCCGGUGCCGGCCGGAGAGACCCCGUGGGAUGGCAAGGACGUGUUCGUGGAGCGCAGCUAUGUGCCCGAGCAGUGUCCACGCACCGUGCUCUCCGGCGACUUCGUGCGCUACCAUUACCAUGGCACCUUCCCCGACGGCAGCAAGUUUGACUCCAGCUAUGACAGAGGAUCCACAUUCAAUGUAUUUGUGGGUAAAAACCAGCUUAUUUCUGGAAUGGACAAAGCUCUACUUGGAAUGUGUGUGAAUGAGAGGCGAUUUGUAAAAAUCCCACCCCAUCUUGGUUAUGGAAGUGAAGGAGUUUCUGGUGUGAUUCCUGCUAAUUCAGUACUCCAUUUUGAUGUGCUUUUGGUUGACCUAUGGAAUUCUGAAGACCAAGUUCAGAUUCAGACUUACUAUAAGCCAGAGAACUGCACAAGGACUGUUCAAGUGUCUGAUUUUGUAAGAUACCACUAUAAUGGUACCUUUCUAGACGGAACACUGUUUGACUCAAGUCACAAUAGAAUGCGAACUUAUGACACCUAUGUGGGAAUUGGAUGGCUAAUCCCUGGUAUGGACAAAGGUCUCCUUGGAAUGUGUGUAGGAGAAAAGCGCAUAAUUAUUAUACCACCUUUUCUGGCAUAUGGAGAAAAUGGCGAUGGUAAGGAAAUCCCUGGGCAGGCUUCUCUUGUCUUUGAUGUGGCUCUCCUAGAUCUUCAUAACCCCAAAGAUCGUAUUACUGUGGAAAAGCAACAAGUACCUGAAUCCUGUGAGCGUAAAAGCCAAGUUGGGGACUUCAUCAGAUAUCACUAUAAUGGUACACUUCUGGAUGGCACAUUGUUUGAUUCCAGUUAUUCUCGGAACCGAACAUACGAUACCUAUAUUGGGAAAGGUUAUGUGAUUGCUGGAAUGGAUGAAGGCUUGCUUGGUGUAUGCAUUGGAGAAAAAAAGAGAAUAACAAUCCCACCUCAUCUUGGUUAUGGUGAAGAGGGAAGAGGAAAUAUUCCAGGAUCUGCUGUGUUGGUCUUUGACAUUCAGGUGAUAGACUUCCACAAUCCUUCAGAUUCUGUUGCUAUUACCACCCAUUACAAACCUAGCAACUGUUCAGUACUGAGCAAGAAAGGUGAUUAUGUGAAGUAUCAUUACAAUGCCUCGCUCCUGGAUGGUACUUUAUUAGACUCAACAUACAGCCUUGGGAAAACCUAUAACAUAGUUCUUGGUUCUGGACAAGUAGUCUUGGGAAUGGAUAUAGGUCUCACAGAUAUGUGUGUUGGUGAGAAAAGAACAGUUGUUAUUCCACCCCACUUUGGUUAUGGAGAGGCUGGAGUUGAAGGAGAAGUGCCAGGUAGUGCUGUACUAGUUUUUGACAUUGAACUACUUGAUUUGGUGUCUGGCUUACCUGAAGGAUAUAUGUUUGUAUGGCAUGAGGAAGUAUCUCCCAAUCUCUUUAAAGAAAUUGACAAGGAUAACAAUGGAGAGGUUCUUCUGGAAGAGUUUACCAGCUAUAUCCUUGACCAGGUCAAUUCUGGCAAAGGAAAACUAGCUCCUGGUUUUGAUUCUGAAACAAUUGUGAAAAAUAUGUUCACCAAUCAAGACCGGAAUGGAGAUGGCAAGAUUACCGCUGAAGAAUUCAAACUGAAAGACGAAGAACUGCAGGAACAUGAUGAACUGUAGCAUAGUUUAAAUUUAUAUGAGGUGAACUGCUGUUAGGAUAUGUGCACUGUAGAAGUGGUCUAAAAUGUCUGAGUACAGUGGAAAUGAAUAUCCGUAUCUCUGUAUGUGUGAAAUUGGCAAGAGUUAUAUCAUAGAUUUUCUGUUAUAAAUCAUGAAGUGCCUCAGAAUUAGGUUUCACGAUUUUUAAAUUAAAUAUAUACACACUGCCAUAAUCACACAAAGUUUUCAGCUUAUUUUUAGAAAUGUGGGAAUUUUAGGAGGGUAUUGUGACCCAAAAGAGAUACAUAUUUCCAUUAAAGAAAUGCAUUAGAUUUCCAUAAUGUACUCUGCUAGUGCAAGGGAUUUAUACUUCUUCAGUGUUUUAUUUGUAGCUACAUGUAUAAAUUACAAAAGGAAGUGCACAGAAAAAUGAUUACAUACGUAGGCUGAAAUCCUUUUGCUUAAGUGUGCCAAGUCACACUGGAGUAGGCCCACUCUGGUGAGGGUUUUGUGAGUCAACUUUAGUAUCGUAAGUUGCGACUAAAGUAGGCCUAUUUGAAACAAUGGAACUUAUGGAGUUGAUUCAACAAAUCCCCACUGAUUAAGUGGGCCUAAUAUAGCGUGACUUAGUACACUAAGCAACAGGAUUUCAGUCAUAAAUUCCAUUUGACUUUGUCUUUACAGAAGUCUUAUAUUAAUAUCACAGAAAAAAGUGGAAACCUGAAACCUGAAUAGAUGCAUAAUAGCUAUAUAUUCAGUAUAUGGGUAAAUCUUGUCAUCUACAAGCAGUUGAAAGAACUUAAAAGUGAACUUCAUUUUAAAUUUCAGGCACUGUUCAUGUCUACAGUUUCUGAAGUUGUGGCUAGAUCUUUAAAACAAGGACAUAAAUCAGGUGUAAAAGAUGCAUACCAAAAGUUUAAUUUAAGAAACAUAAAGCCACUAAUGAUAUUGAACAAAGUGUCUUUCCCAGUGCAGUGAAAGGUUCUAACUUAAAAUGGUGCUAGUUUUUAACUUUAAGGCAUGCUUUAAUUUUUUUUCCUAUGGUGAGUAAAGUUUUGUGACUUUUUUUACACACUUUGUAAUGCUCAUAAUGCCAUAAAGAUUUGUCAAAGGUGAUGACAAGCUGGUAUUUUUAUUAAAUAAAUCUUAACAAACACAGCGUGUAAGA